This is a messenger RNA of Cercospora beticola, 1659 nucleotides long. RefSeq lists its product as uncharacterized. The record is from RefSeq and is a predicted model, not a curated record. NCBI's taxonomy places the organism in Eukaryota, Fungi, Ascomycota, Dothideomycetes, Mycosphaerellales, Mycosphaerellaceae. Gene Ontology annotation, molecular function: aspartic-type endopeptidase activity. Gene Ontology annotation, biological process: proteolysis.
AUGGGAGCCAUCACAUUUCUGGGAAGGCAACUGUGGAGCACAUUUAUCGUUGAAGCAGCCACGUCCCCACAGUACUUUCGGGUUGUACCUGCCACCGCAGGCCAAGGAGUGUGGAGCCCAGUGCCAGAAGGCUGUAGAUCAGCAUCACAAGACGGAUCUGGACACUGCGGCUAUCUGCGAGGCACGCUCCCAUUUCAAGGAAGGAAUAGCUCCGGCUUCGCCACAAACGAAAGCACAACUUGGCAGAAUAUAGACAUCUACACACUCGAUGCUCAGCAAGCCAAAUUGGGAUACGAAGGUAAUGGACUCUUUGGACUAGAAACUGUCGGUCUGUUCACUACCAGUGGCAAGGACACAACCCAACUACCAGCCCAAGUCGUUGCGGGCAUUGCAGACCCCUUUUGGUGGCUCGGACUGAUGGGACUUGGGCGUAAGCCCAGCAACUUUGCGACCUUCAACGAUCCGAUUCCAAGGUUGUGGUUUCCAAGCGCACUGGCGAACGAAACGAACCCGCAAAUAUCCAGCUUAUCAUGGGCGUAUACAGCUGGAGCAUCUUACCGAAACCGCAGCCCUGGAUCUCUGACCUUCGGCGGCUACGAUGCAAACCGAAUGACCACAAGCAUAUCCCUCGAGAUGGGCCCGGACAAUUCCAGACCACUGCUCGUAGGAAUGCAAAAGAUCACAGCCGAGAACACACAAGACGGUACUGUCAACUUACUCCCAACUGGUACUCUCCACUUCGUAGACUCCACCCUUCCACACAUCUGGCUACCCAACGACGCCAUCGAUGCAUUCGUCUCAGCGUUCGGACUAUCCUACGACAAUACAACAGAUCUCUACUUAAUCAACGAAACCAUGCGUGCUCGCAAUCUUCAAUUAAGCCCAGCGAUUACCUUCACCUUCGGGAAAAGUGCCAGAGAAGAUGGCUCAGAAACAACAAAUAUCGUAUUGCCAUAUGCAGCUUUCGAUAUGAAUGCUUCAUAUCCAUUCUAUCAGACAGAGACACCAUAUUUUCCAAUUAGGAGAGCUUCGAACGAUAGUCAGUACACUAUUGGCCGGACAUUGUUUCAGGAGGCGUAUGUGGUUGCGGAUUUUGAGCGGAGUAACUUUUCGAUUGGGCAGGCGAAUUUUGAUAAUUUGGGGACCAAAGCUAUUAGAGCCAUCGAAAGGCCAGUCGCUGCCGAGAGCAAUAGCACAGUGGAAGAUCAAGAUCAGUCAUCGGCACUGAGUGGCGGCGCGAUCGGUGGAAUCGUAGCCGGCGCCCUAGUGGGUGCAUUACUCAUCGCAGCUAUCUGCUGGGCUCUCUUGCGUCGUCGAAGGAAGAAGAAGCAAUACAAAGCUGUUGAUACAGCUACCACCAAAGGCGAUUCUGCUUGGGCUGAGAACGAUGCAAAAGUCGACACUUUCAACCAUCAACCUAUAGCUGAGCCCGAGGAACUGUACGGACAGCGGGACCCAACAGAAUUACACGCAACGACGAGCAAGUGGGGUGUUUAUGGUGUGCAGGAAAUGCCUGCUCCGGGCGCUGGGGCAUACGAUGGAGCGGCAGAGCUCAAUACGCCUCCGAUUGGACAUGAGAGUGGUCGAUUGGCAGAGGUUAAUGGCAGUGAGCCUGCAAGAUUUGAGAUGGGAAGUGAUGGUACUCAUAGACCAGGAUAG